Linepithema humile (Argentine ant) is the source of this 1053-nucleotide messenger RNA. NCBI's taxonomy places the organism in Eukaryota, Metazoa, Arthropoda, Insecta, Hymenoptera, Formicidae. The record is from RefSeq and is a predicted model, not a curated record.
AUGGAUAUACUCGACAUCGCUGACGAGCCCGUCAACGACGAGCGUAUCGUAAAAUAUGAGAUGCACACGUACAAUCCGUACGCUAACACAACGUUGGGACACAGCGACGAGAUACGAAUACCUAUACAACAACAGGAUUUAUACACGUUGCCGUGUGAGAGUUUUCUCUACAUUGAAGGAAAACUUGUUACUCCUGCCGAUGAGAAUAGAGAUAACGUGUGUAUAAUAGGAAAUAAUUGUGUCGCGUUCAUGUUUGAUGAAAUGCGAUACGAGCUCGACGGAGUUGAAAUCGAUCGUAACAGAAACGUUGGAAUAACGAGCACGAUCAAAAAUUAUAUAUCGCUGACGACGGAGAAGAGCAAGAUGUUGAAGCAUGCAUCGUGGAAUCCGAAUGGAUAUCCGUUGAUCGAUGGAAACUUUAAUUUUUGCGUUCCGCUCAAUACUCUUUUGGGAUUCUGCGAGGACUAUAAACGGAUUGUAAUCAACGUUCGUCACGAACUUGUAUUGAAACGAUCGCGCAACGAUAACAAUUGUCUCGUUGGACGAGUCGGUACGAAUCCAACGAUUGAACUACUCAAGAUGCAGUGGCGAAUGCCGCACGAUCUGUACAAAUUUUCUCUGCUGCAGAAUACAACGAAGCAUUCCUGGGCGGUCAAAGCCGCGACGCAAUUGGAAAAACCGAGAUACGUAAUCUUUGCUCUCCAAACCGGUCGAAAAAAUGUACUGUCUGAAAACGCUGCGGAAUUUGACGCUUGUAAACUCACCAAUAAAUCGAUACGCUAUACUGUACUGAUGUAUGCGCGUUUCCGCAAAGCUUAUUACGGAUUCGAUAAUACGUAUUUGGACAUAGAUGAUUUUUUGAAAGCCGGUCCGUUCGUAGUCAUAGAUUGUUCGCGACAAAACGACUCUGUCAAGAGCGCCACCGUUGACGUGCGAAUAGAAUUUGAUUGUAAAGAAAAUAUACCGGCCAACACCACCGCCUAUUGUCUCAUUAUACACGAUCGAAUGGUUGAAUAUAAUCCACUGAACAACAUUGUGCGCAGACUCGUAUGA